GAAGAAAAGAUGCCUGAUUCGGAUAAUACAACUAAAUCUGCAUCAUCUGAAGAAAAAAACACGCCUGAUGAAAAGGACACAUCGAAUAAAGAUAAUCAACACCGUGAAUUUGACUGGAUGAUAAGACCAUGUGAGAUAUAUAACGAAGAAUAUAAAGAUUGUAGAAGCAUCAGAGCAAGAUUUCAUCAGUACUUUGUAUUUGGACACAGAAUAGACUGCACACAAUGGAAAACUGAUUAUCAUAAUUGUUACCUAUGGGAAAAGUACAAAUCUGAAAAAGCAUAUACAAAUUUAAUAGACGGUGAGAAGAAGCGUAGGAUGGAAAGGUUACGACCUCAUUUCCAGAACAAUGUUUGGCAGAAAAGAGACAAACCACCAGAAAACUGGAAUGGACAAUUACCCGAUUGGUUACAAACUAAAAUGGAAAACACAUUUCUCUCAAUUGCAAGUGAUGAACUUAAAGAAUCUAAAUCAAAAAGUUCCUGUACAAUAAUGUAGUAGAAAAAAUGAAUAUUAAAAAGUUUAAGUUCUUGUA
Dufourea novaeangliae is the source of this 535-nucleotide messenger RNA. Its product is annotated as UPF0545 protein C22orf39 homolog. The record is from RefSeq and is a predicted model, not a curated record. Lineage: Eukaryota; Metazoa; Arthropoda; Insecta; Hymenoptera; Halictidae. The coding region runs from base 10 to 498 and encodes 162 amino acids. The transcript is spliced from 3 exons.